Messenger RNA from Chiloscyllium plagiosum (whitespotted bambooshark), 5368 nucleotides. Its product is annotated as coiled-coil domain-containing protein 50-like. Lineage: Eukaryota; Metazoa; Chordata; Chondrichthyes; Orectolobiformes; Hemiscylliidae. The record is from RefSeq and is a predicted model, not a curated record.
AAAUACCAAGAGAGACAGAAAUGGAGAGGAACUAACAGGGAAAAGAGAAAACAUAGAGGGAGGAAAAUGAAGAUGUGUUAAACUAACAGGGAGAGAGAGAGAGAUGUAAAGAAGUUGCGCGGAGUGAGGGGAAGGGGUGGGAGCGGUGGUAAGGAAGGAGGAGAAAGAGAGAGUCUGUGUAUGUGAAGGAAUAAAGAGGGAAACGGAGUGAGUGAAGGAAGGGCUGAAUUCAGAGAGAGGGACACAGAGCCAGGGUUGGUGGCAGAGGCAAGUUCGGCUCCCGAACCCUUCAGCAGAAACACUCCGGGAGUUAACACACAGAGAGGGAGAGAGAGAGAAUGAAGAGCCCGGUCUCGGAGCCGCCGGCGUUACUGUUAUAGACGGAGCGAAACCGGACUCGAUCCGAGAGUCAGCCCGUGACCAAAGAGCGUGGGGAGGGAGCUAAUUUAUUUGGAUGAUCCUAAUCCAGAUUUGAAGGUCAAGUCUAAGCAGCAAUGACUGAAAUCGCAAUCGAUCAAUCCAAUUUACCUCGGGUGCGAGAAGUGUGCCGUGGGUUUGCUGUCUUGGAGGAUGGGGCGUUGGCACACAACCUUCAGGAACAAGAGAUUGAACAGCACUACGCUUCAAACAUUGAGAAGAACAAGUUGGUUCGGCAGGAUGUCUGUGUGGCCAAAAAGCUGCAGGACGAAGAGGAGUUGGAGGCCAAACAGUACAGCCGGGAGCACCAGCAAGAGAUUGAGGAGCUGGAUUCACAAUACGCCAAAGUUGUGCAAGAGGAGAUUGAGAAGCACGUGGCAGAGAGCCUACAGCGGGAGGAGCAGGACAAGGAGGUGGCCAGGAGAUUGCAGCAGGACGAGGAGUUGAGGGACCAGAGGAGGCUGGUGCUGGAGGCCGAGGUGUAUGCAGCUGGAGAUGAGAUGCACAGACCGCCAGGGAGGAGGUUGUGGCAUGGACAUGAGCAGAACCCCUUGGAGAGCGAGGUGGCCCAGCUGAAUCUCGGUGAUUCCUACGAGAGUGACCAGGAGCAGCUACAACGUGAUGAAGCUCUGGCCCGCCUCUUACAGGAGGAGGAGGAAGUGAGGAUGGUGCAGAUGAGAUCGAGGAGCCAGAGAAACCAGGAGGAGGAUUUCCGGGCAGCUCAGGUGGCACAGGAUGAGGAAAUAGCCAAAUACAUUCAAAGACAAGAAUUAAAAGCCCACAAACAGUCCAAGCGACUGGAACAGAGGUUGGCGAGGAGAGAGCAUUCAGGAGAAAGCAACGAAUGCUCAGAGACGCCGAAGAGGCGGAAUCAGCCAGCCUCCGCUCGACAAGAGCGAUUAAACUCGGAAGGGUUUCCAUCUCCGUGUGGUGAGCAGCCUCCCGAGAGAGGACCGUCUCCCACAGAGCAGCUACAGCGAUCAAGGCACCUAUUCCCCAGAAACAUAGCAGAGGAGCUGGAUCCUACCUUUAAAUCCAAACAUCUGGAGCACACCUCUGACCGGUUUCCUGCAGUUCCACCAGCCUUGCCUCAGCCCUGUGCUGUACCACCAGACGGUUUCUAUGACUACCUGGACAAAUCCUCCAAGCCAGCGUAUGCUUCACCAACCAGGCGGCAGGAAGAGAAACUGGUGAGGCAGAAAUCGAAGGAGAAAAAGGAAGGUUGCAAGCAGCAAUAAGGAUGGCAGGGCUGUGGACCGGCCUGAAAGUGCUAGCCCAGUCCAGGAAGCCUCUGUCUACACACACGCACACAUUUACUUCUCAUUAUUGUAGACUUCAGGUUUCCACUUGAGACGCCAGUAAUAUAUUGCCCUAGUGUUCCACCCCAUUGUAGCUGGGGCCCCUGCAUUGCAAGGCUGCAGCUAUGAUUUGAGUCUGGUCCAGAGUAGAAGGCAGCUGGAUUAUCUACCCAGUUCUGAAUUUGGUGAAAGCCCACCCUUUCCUACAGUUUGCUGCCACUGCAGUGAUUGGAAGGAGUGGGAGUGGGAGGGAUGAGGAGGGAUCACCAGCUUCAGGUCCUGGGUUGAAUGACCAACUGACUCUAAGAUUAUUUCACUGUUGAAACUGAUAGGUUGGAAUUGAAGAUCUUCUCUUCCCUCCCCCUUUUCUGGACGUCCCAAGACUUGGCCAAAGAGCAGUGACCAAUCAGGCACCGAGUAAGUGACUAGGUUGUGUGACUGCCUGUCACAUCUGUUUCUCACUUGUUAUUCUUUAAAUUCUGUCAUGCCGUGUGUGAGAGAUGUCAGUGCCUGGGAAUGACAUCUCCCACCUCCAGUUCCAAAGUGACCUCACUCCAGUUACACAGUGAUGCUUCUUUACUCUGACCCUAACUAAAACCUUUGGUCACUGUUUAGUACUCCAUCCUGAGACUGUGCCAAAAUCAGUGAUCUUACUGGUUGUGAUCUGUAACUCCACUCAUCAAUCUACAGUCACUGUGGCGAAAUCAGUCAUAGCACAUUGUAAUCUAAUGACACCAGCCAGAUGUGAGAACAUGGAGUUACAUCCUGAACAUUUCUGUAGUUUUAGCUUUAAACAUUUUCAAUUAUUUAAUGGAUAGAAUUGAAAGAAUUUCAUUUUCAAUCAUUGCUUGGGAUUAUUUGUAGAGCAACAUUGAUGUAGCUGCUUCCCCGUGUAGAGAGAGCUUUACUCUGUAUCUAACCCCAUGCUGUAUGUGCACUGGGAGUGUUUGACGGGGAUAGUGUAGAGGGAGUUUUACUCUGUAUCUAACCCCAUGCUGUGCAGCUUUUUGUGCAGGGAGAGAUACCAAGAGCGGGGACUUUCUGGCCUUCUGUGAACAGCCUGUAAUUUCAGGCUUUUGAUUAAUUACAGGCCUAAGUACAACUUCCUUUUUUCGAAAAAUGGGUUUAAUUUUGUAACUGGGCCAUUUUGUGUUGGGCUUUGAGAAAAUCGCACCUCCAGAAAUGUAAUGCUAAUCAUAACUGCUGCCAAAAAAGAUUCUGUUUAUUGAAGCGUAACUGAUAUAAAAAAAAUUACAGGAAGGUUCCUCAGAUUAGAAUGUCUUGCUGCUUGUGGUGGAAGAGACAGUUUCGCACUGUGAUGGCCUUUCCGGACCCAGGGAAGGUGGGCAGUGAUUUGCCUGGCUGCUGGCUAUCACUGCAGCGAGGGUCUGAUACAGAGUUACCGCAGGCAUUGUCUCCAGCUGACUCAAGGCCCACCCUCCACCUAUCAUGGAGGGAGGGGGGAAAGGGCACUUGGAGGUUGAGAUACAUGACAAGACAGCAAACCCCUUGAAUCUGUCUGCUUUUAAACUUUCUCCCUGCUCCUUGCUGUCUCAGACUUGAGUAACAACUAAGGCCACCGUUUCCUGAUCCGCCUGUCUCCUGCUGUUUCCCUGCUGCGUGUCACUGUGCAAUACUCCUGUCAGUUGAUGCAAAAGAUUUCAAACAAGACCCAAUCCAGACCCCAGGGCUGUUAUCAACUGUGUCAUUUUCAGGAAAUGCUUUUUAUUAACAUAACAGAAAAUGUGCUAACCAGUCAACAGCUUCAGAGUUCUGACCCUGACAUUCAGCAAUCCUAGCUUGGACAAUUGAUGUCUCUCUGAGCAACGCCCACUUCAAGUCCUGGUGCCCCUGAUCUUUCUCUCUCCUGCACUCUCCCUCCCCCUCUCUCUCACACAUGCGCACGUGUGCACACAUUUUCUCUCACACACACACACACUCUCACACCGACAUUCACUUAUUUGCACACUGUCUCUCACACGCUCUCUCACACUCGAACUCUCUCACCCUCUCUCUCAAACCACCACAGUCUGGCAGAACUUCCAAGUUGACGUGUUUCUUUCUUUGGCUGCUGUGUGGAGCCAAGUGCCCUGGUGGAGAAGGAUCCAGAGGAUGUAACAACUGGAAGCUGCUGGCAAAGAGUGGGGGAGAUGGGUGGGUGGAGGGGGGAAUGUUGUUUAGGAUAGUUGGUGCCAGUGACUGUGUAAAAACACAGGGGAAAGUUUCUGGGGAAAGUUUGGUGCUUGUUUUAACUCUGAAGAAAUAAUACUCAUAUGUCUUUGUUUUCAUAAAGUUAAUUUUCUUUUUAGACUCAAACUGGGGAUAAAUUGGAAAUCCCCCAAUCUGAGGUCUGGCUACGUUAGUCACUUCAAUCAGAAAUUUUCCUCAGUCUCUGCAGAGAUUUGGAACCCAUUGAAUUGUCUUCCUUUGGUACUUUUAAAUCUCAUCCUUCCUCUCUGCCCUCUGCAAUUUGAAAAAGGACAAGGAUGACAAGAUUUUGUGAAGCUCUAUUUCUAUCUCUGUCUCUCGCUCUCCCUCCCCCUGUCUCUGUCUCAUCCUAUUCAGCCAGUUGUAUGGUAACUCAAUGGCAAGGUCCAAAUCAGUAUGACUCUCCCUUUUUGAAAUCUGAAUGGGGAGUGAAUGAUCAAGUAAGUGAUCAUUCUGGGAUUGGGACCAGUGACCUCCCACCCUGUAGGGGGCAGGAGUAUCCACCUAGUGAUCUUCAACCCUGCUCAGGAGAGAAUAGGGGCAGCAACCUUACCCUUGUCCUCCUGGGGGAAAACGUAAGUCUUCCAAUGGUUUCAGAAUGACCAAAAGAAACACCACUGAGGGUGAGGGUCAAAUCCAUAAUUUUCACUUGGGAAAUCAAUGUGUUGUCCAGUAUGGCUGUGGCCAAUAAAUAGUUAAUACCUACUGAUCACAGCAAAUGCUGUGUGCCACUGGUAACUGUUCUGGGUCAGACGGGUGUUCCUCAACUGUGUGCUUUGGCAAUGAGUUCUUAUGUUAAUCAUUCCAGCUACAGUCACCAGCUGUGGUAUGCUUUCUGGGGGAUUCCCUGGUCUUGUGACUGUCACAUGAUGGGUAAUCCAUUGAACCAACACAUUUCCUAACUCAUCAUCUGAUAUCAUUUGCUGGUUUCUAUCCCGCAAUCCUGAUGCACACCAUGGACUUUACCCAACCCCUGGUUUCAGGUUCCAGUUCUGGAAAGGUGGCUUAACUAUCAGUUGAUCAGAGACUGAGAGACAGAGAUAAGGAAAUUAAAGAUAAAUCCUGCCCAAUUCUCAGCAUCCUGACCAGUUAACUACAAGGGUGAAACUGUACUGAUCCAAUUACCUUCAAAUAACAAAAUAUUUUUCUUGUUGGCUUCACUGUAGAGGUAGGGAGCAAGAAAACUAACUUUGUCAAAAUGAUCCAUUGAAAGAUUUAUUAAUGGUUCCUCCCCACCCCCACAAAAAACAAAUUGUUAUCCUGUCAUGAGGAUUCCAUGUGUGUCAACUUGCCCACUCUUCCUUUUCGUGAGGCGAUUAUUUAAUUUUUUGAUAGCUUUGGAUCAGAUGGUAACUGAUUUGCCUAAGUCUGAAUCAGCAGUUUUGUAUUUCUUUGACUGUGUAUAUGUUACUCUGUCCAGAAAAAUAAAGUACUAUUCAUCAAGG